Molecule: messenger RNA, 225 nt
Organism: Pyrenophora tritici-repentis Pt-1C-BFP
Lineage: Eukaryota; Fungi; Ascomycota; Dothideomycetes; Pleosporales; Pleosporaceae
Source: RefSeq, a predicted model, not a curated record
AUGGCCGCCGUCAGCGUGGCUCCGUACCGCACGACAGCUCUCACGUCGUCGGAUUGCGCUCCGCUCGAGAGGAGAGUGCGACGGCCCCAAUAUGUUCCCCCUUAUGCUGCCCACCUGGAGCGAGCUGCGCUGCUGCUGCUGCUGCUGCCGUGCUGCUCCAAUCGAUUCAUGCUGCUCCGCAAUGAGCAGUCGGCAUGGCACCGUGCCACCUUUGCGACGUCUUGA